Messenger RNA from Macrosiphum euphorbiae (potato aphid), 2679 nucleotides. Lineage: Eukaryota; Metazoa; Arthropoda; Insecta; Hemiptera; Aphididae. The record is from the annotation of a GenBank genome assembly.
AUGCCGGCCAGCAACAAUAAUGCCACUUACUUGAGAGCUUUUGGCUUAUCGGCCGUAGCAGCGGCGGAAUCGUCGUCGGAACAACUCGACCAGCAUCAGCUCCACCACCUGCAGCAUCAUGUGGCGGUUGUCGUCGGCGGUGACGGAAGGAGCGAUUGCGACGGCGGAGAGUUCGACACGUCCGCCGAGGAAGACAGGGCGGCGGCGGACACCAUCGACGAGCUGAACAACCGUCGCGGUGACGUCGUGACGUCGCCGGUCGUGGCCGCAGCGGAGGAGGCGGCGAGCGAUGAGUCGCCGCCGGCGGCCACAACGACCGCGGCGCCGUUGUCGUCCUCGUCACAGCGUUGCGACGGCUCGGCGACCGACGUGGUGACCGCGGCGGCGGACGAAGAAAAUGGCGGCGGGAGCGCGGGCACGCCCAGCAUCGGCUACGGGUCGCCGGCGGUAGAUGGUGCGCCGGUCGGUAGGACGUCGUUCGGGUCGGAGGAGGAGGAGCCCGCCGCCGUCGACCGUUUACAGCAACAACCGGUUCACGGGACGGCAGACGAACGGCCGACCGGCAACGUGUACGUACGCCGCGAUGAUAUGAACUAUCAUCAUCAACACCAUCACCAGCACCAGCACCAGCAGCACGACAGUCCGCCGCAGCUACACGUAAGCACCAGUGCGACGACUACGACAACGUCGACCGGUGUCAACAGCAAUAACAACAACAGUAACAGUAACAGUAGCGGACCGUCGCCAAACAGCCGUUACGACAAUAUGUUGGUUGCACAGACUUAUCAACAGGCCAAGUACGGCAGUGGCCGAGACUUGAUGGCCGCUAUGUUCCCGCAAGUAUUGAUCGCGGGUCAGCAACAGAUACAUCAGCACUUACAACAGCGCGACGAAGACGAAGAUUUUUACGAGUACCAGCAACAGGCGUACCAGCAGCAGCAGCAACAGCAACAUGCCAAGUUCGAUCACAUCGUGCUCAAGCAGGAACCGCUGGACCGAGUCCAGCAAGUGUACACCGACGAGUACUUCCACCAGGACCACCAGCAGCAAUUGUCCGUGCAGCUCCAGCAGCAACAGGAGCAACACUGCUCCAGUCCCGGCAGCUCGGCGGGUGGUUACGACGAGGAAGUGGUGGUUGCCGCAGCCGCUAAAGGUGAACUGCUUGACCUGCACUUGGCCCGGUCCGACGGCGGCGCUGGACCCGGACAGCAGGAGAAUCCCUUCGCGCAUCUCGUGGCCUCACUGCACAGUGACUCGGGUAGCGCUUCCCCGUUGCAGGGCCAUUUGCACGACGACCAACAACAGGGCUGCGGUUCGCCUACCAUCGUGUGCCAGCAGCAGCCGCACGUGGCCGACCACUCGUAUACGCCGUCGUCCGCGGCCGCCGAACAGCAAAUUCCGCAACAUUUGUCGUCGCAAAAUCAUCACGGCGUCUACCACAGCAGUUCCAACGUCAUACACCACAACAGUUCCAACAUCUCUGGCUCGACCAUGUACCAGAGGAGUAACGGCGGUGGCCUACAGUAUUCGGCUUCCAUGCCACAUUACUUCACGUCCUCGCCUGAGCUCAACCAACAGCAGACUAACAACAUCAUCACAUCCGUGGCCGGCAAUCAAAUGUGGUCUACAGUAGUGUCCGAAGACGGUACUGGAGGAUAUUCUCCGACUUCGACAAGCAAACAGCAGCAGUCCAACCACAACGGCGGUGGCCUGCCAGCUUUCACUCAGCGUUUCGGCACGUCGUCAACGUCCGCGUACACAGCCGCCGGCUCGUCCCGGUCAGCCCCUUCGUCGUAUCACCCGAUCGCCACGUCCGGCGUAACCCCUUAUCACCUGACCGCCACAGCCGUCAACAACGGUGGUCCGGCGGACACUUCGUCGCUCCAGUGGGCGGCCGCCGCAGUGGCCGGAUCGCACGGUUACUCGAACACCGACGGCACCAUAAACUACGCUCCGAUGCCGAUCAACCAGUCGGGCAGGAGCCGAUCAAACGCAUUCUCAGCUGCCGCUUCACUGUCAGCUCUGGCUUCCGGCCCAAGCUCGUCCGGUUCUGGAGAUUUCUAUAAGGGUCCUCUGUAUCAUCAUGUGCCUGCCAGUUUUGCAAGAUCAUCCGGAGCCGGCGGAUUAGAAGAGAAAACCACAAGAAGAAUGCAAAAUGCAUCUAGGCGUCAAGGAUUGCAGUGCACAAACUGUCAAACGGCUACCACGUCGUUGUGGCGCAGAAAUCAAGUGGGUGAGCCUGUGUGUAACGCAUGCGGUCUGUACUUUAAGUUACACGGUGUUAAGAGACCACUUACGAUGAAAAAGGAUUCUAUCCAGACACGGAAGCGCAAGCCCAAAGGUGGAUCCAAAAUAGAACCGGAACCUAAGAGAAUUAAACAAGAAAUACCAUCUGAACAUAACUAUAGUGACUGUCACCGCACAUCCGGUAGUGUUUUGAAUCAUGGCAGUGCUAGUUCGGGUCUUGCGUAUACCAACUUGUACCAAACAGCCACACAUAUGACACCUGCUUACUAUGACGUCCUUAAGUCAGAGUCAUCGCAAGAGUCUAUCAACAGUCCACAUAUAGUAAGCCUUGCAUCUGCUAACAACAACAAUAACAACAACAACAACAAUAAUAACAUAAACACUGGCAACAAAGAUAGGCCUAGUGUUCUAACCAUGUCAGUUAAUUCCUAA